Strongylus vulgaris is the source of this 528-nucleotide messenger RNA. The record is from the annotation of a GenBank genome assembly. NCBI's taxonomy places the organism in Eukaryota, Metazoa, Nematoda, Chromadorea, Rhabditida, Strongylidae.
ACUCAGCAACACAAAAUGCCCUGCUCUGCUGGGGUUGUGGACGUCGAUCAACCAUUACUUGAAAAUUUUGAAAUUGUAGAUAGAGCAGAACCACCGCAGGAGCUGAACACGAAGCAUCAGAAAGCCAAGAAAAUCUCCACGACAUUUGCUCUCAUCAAUAUUCUUAAGGGUAUGGUUGGCCUCGAAUGCUUUAGUUUGCCCCUCGCUUUCAAACAAGCUGGUCUUUGGACUGCUUUUGGAGUUGACUUCUUGCUCGGUACAAUAUCGGCUAUUUGUAUGAUGAAACUCGUAAAAAGCGCACAAUUUUUGUGUGACAGGAAUAAAUGUGGGCCGCUGGGCUACGGGCAGCUUGGACAGGAGGCAUUUGCUAGUCACAAAACUUUAGCGAAAUACAAAUUUGUGGCAAGAUGGUUCAUUAACACUUGUUUGAUUCUGCUACAAUGUGGUAUAUGCAGUGUUUACUAUAUUUUCGUCGUUAAACACUCAGAGGAGGUUAAAUCUCUCAAUUUCAAUUCAAAAACUAUUUAA